Messenger RNA from Amphibalanus amphitrite, 4167 nucleotides. RefSeq names its product solute carrier family 12 member 4-like. The record is from RefSeq and is a predicted model, not a curated record. Lineage: Eukaryota; Metazoa; Arthropoda; Thecostraca; Balanomorpha; Balanidae. Gene Ontology annotation, cellular component: membrane. Gene Ontology annotation, biological process: chloride transmembrane transport; potassium ion import across plasma membrane; potassium ion homeostasis. Gene Ontology annotation, molecular function: potassium:chloride symporter activity.
UGUGUGGCGUGUGUGCGGCGGUGGCAGCGAUGGCGCACACCUCGGACAGCUCGGACCAGCUGCUGGAGCCGGCCGCCGACCCGGAGGCGCCCGUGCCGCCGGCGCCGCCCGUGAACGGGGCGCCCGGCGCCGGCGAGCCGGCCGCCAGCGCCACCGUGGCCGUGGUGGACGAGCACCGGCGCACCGGCAGCUCCAAGAGCUUCAGAAGUGCCAAAGGCAGCAUCCGCAGCUCCAAGAAGGGCAGCGUCGAUUUGCCAGAUAACCAGCCAUUCGCCGUGGACGACCAUGAGGGUCUCUCCGGCUACGACAAGAAUCUCUACCUCUACAGCGAGGAGCUGGAGGAACGGCCACGCGUGGUCAACAUGGUGCACACGCUGGCCAACUACAACGCCAUCAUCCCGUCGGCCACGGACCACGACCAGAAGCCGGUGCGGCCGCAGAACAAGCUCGGGACGAUGCUGGGCGUGUUCCUGCCCUGCAUCCAGAACAUCUUCGGUGUCAUCCUGUUCAUCCGCCUGACCUGGAUCGUGGGCACGGCCGGCGCCCUCGAGGCCUUCAUGGUGGUCCUCAUGUGCUGCUGCGUGACGAUGCUCACGUCGAUCUCAAUGUCUGCGAUCGCCACGAACGGCGUGGUGCCCGGUGGCGGCUCGUACUUUAUGAUCUCGCGCGCGCUGGGACCCGAGUUCGGCGGCGCUGUCGGCAUCCUCUUCUACCUGGGCACGACGUUCGCCUCGGCCAUGUACAUCAUCGGCGCCAUCGAGAUCCUGCUGCUGUACAUAGAGCCGCGGAUCGCCAUCAGUGACAUCUCAAACGAGUCGAGCAAGUUCGACAACUUCCGGCUCUACGGUACCGUCCUGCUCUUCUGCAUGGCCACCAUCGUGUUCUUCGGCGUCAAGUUCGUCAACAUCUUCGCCACGCUGGCGCUGGUCUGCGUGCUGGGCAGCAUCGCCUCCGUCUACGUGGGCAUCUUCGUCAACGCCGGCGGCUCGGACGCGCUCAUGACGUGUCGACUAGGCGAGCGGUUACUCCGGGAGAACGAGAACAACAAGUCGGCGGCGGCGUGCUCGCCCGAGUUUCUGUGGGACGAGUACUGCCAGACGCCCUACGACCAGAAGAACCUCACCACCUGUUACUACUACUUCGCGGCCCACUACAACGACACGCACUACGAGCGCGGCGUGGCCGGCAUCGCCAGCGGCGUCUUCCAGCGGAACCUGUACUCGCGCUACCCGCGCAAAGACAACUACAUCACGGAGAACGGCAGCUCGGUGGCGGCCAAGAACCUGGGCAAGGGCGAGUACAACCAGAUCAUGGCCGACAUCACCACCUCGUUACACGUGCUGAUCGGCAUCUUCUUCCCCUCCGUCACAGGUAUCAUGGCGGGCUCGAACCGGUCGGGCGACCUGGCCGACGCGCAGAAGUCGAUUCCGAUCGGCACCAUCUGCGCCGUGCUGGUGACGAGCACCGUGUACCUGAGCGGCGUCAUGUUCUUCGCGGCGACCCUCUCGCCGCUGCUGCUGCUCGACAAGUUCGGUGAGAGCGUCGGCAAGCAGAUGGUGGUGUCCCAGGUGGCCUGGCCGCACCCGAUGGUAGUCACCAUCGGCUCGCUGCUCUCCACGGUCGGCGCCGGCCUGCAGUCGCUGACGGGCGCGCCGCGGCUCCUGCAGGCCAUCGCCCAGGACAACAUCCUGCCCAUCCUCGACCCGCUCGGCAAGAGCUCCAAACGCGGCGAGCCCGUGCGCGCCCUGCUCGUCACCGUCUUCAUCUCCGAGGUGGGCAUCCUGAUCGGCAACCUGGACGAGAUCACGCCCAUCAUCACCAUGUUCUUCCUAUGUCUACGCUUCGUGAACCUGGCCUGCGCGCUGCAGACGCUGCUGCGCACGCCCAACUGGCGGCCGCGCUAAUACUACCACUGGGUGCUCUCGUCUGGCCUGUCUCUGUGCAUCACCGUCAUGUUCAUGACCAGCUGGUACUACGCGCUGGUGGCGAUGGUGAUCGCCCUGCUCAUCUACAAGUACAUCGAGUUCCGCGGCGCCGAGAAGGAGUGGGGUGACGGUAUCCGCGGUCUGGCGCUCUCUGCGGCGCGCUUCUCCCUGCUGCGGCUUGAGGAGGGGCCGCCGCACACGAAAAACUGGCGGCCGCAGCUUUUGAUCUUCGCCAAACUCGACUCGGAGCUGAAUCUCAAGUACCCCAAGCUCAUCACAUUCGCCUCACAACUCAAGGCCGGCAAAGGUCUGACGAUGAUCACCACGGUGCUAGAGGGAGAGUUCAGCAAAACGUACGGCGAGGCGCAGGCAGCGCGACUCAGCAUCAGGAAGGAGCUCGACAGGGAGAAGACCAAGGCCUUCAUCGACGUCCUCGUCGGCAAGAGCGUCAUCGAGGCCAUCAACCACUUUAUGCAGACGGCCGGUAUGGGUGGCCUGCGUCCCAACACGGUGGUGCUGGGCUGGCCGUACGGCUGGCGGCACCAGGCAGACGCCAAGGCGCACCGCGUCUUCCUCGAGUCCGUGCGAAACACCAGCGCCAACAAGAUGGCGCUGCUCGUGCCCAAGGGCAUCAACUUCUUCCCGACCAACAACGAAAAGGUGGUGGGCAACAUCGACAUCUGGUGGAUCGUGCACGACGGCGGCCUGCUGAUGCUGCUGCCCUUCCUGCUGAAGCAGUCGCGCACCUGGAAGGGCUGCAAGAUGCGCAUCUUCACCGUGGCACAGAUGGAGGACAACAGCAUCCAGAUCAAGAAGGACCUCAAGACGUUCCUCUACCACCUGCGUAUAGAGGCAGAGGUGGACGUCGUCGAAAUGCAUGACAGCGACAUCUCGGCCUACACCUACGAGAGGACGCUGAUGAUGGAGCAGCGGAACCAGAUGCUGCAGGAGAUGAGACUCAGCAGAAAGGAGCGCAACUCAGUGGUGGACGCGCUGAUGGGCGUCGAGCUGGACAUCAUGCGCCGGCCGUCAAUCAACACCGUUCAGGACGUCCAGGACAUUGUCGACAAGAGCUUCAAGGGGGUCGACUCGCCGCCGGCGCGUAACUCCAAGGUGCACUUCCUGGAGCGCGUGCUGCCGGAGGAGGCGGCCGUCACGCCGGACAUCUCGGUGGACCUGGCCGACGGCACCGGCUCGCGGUCACCCUCCCAGGAGCGGAAGGAGGAGCCGGCGCCGGCCGACGUCGAGCCGGCCGGCGACGCCGCGCCCGCCACCAAAGACGGCUUCAAAAAGCUGCUCGACAUCAAACCUGAUAAGGCCAACGUGCGCCGGAUGCACACGGCCGUCAAGCUGAACGAGGUAAUCGUCAGCAAAUCACACGACGCCCAGCUGGUGAUCGUCAACCUGCCCGGGCCGCCCAAACUGCAGAGCGCCAAAAACGACUCCAACUACAUGGAGUUUCUGGAGGUGCUGACAGAGGGUCUGGACCGGGUGCUGAUGGUGCGCGGCGGCGGCCGCGAGGUGAUCACCAUCUACUCGUAGUGGCGCGGCGCCGUCCGACGAGCGCUCAGCGCGGGGACCAGACGGACCGCCGCCGGCUGAGAGUAUUUAUUGUGGGCCGGCCGGCGGGCGGGUGCCGCUGCCGGCGGCCGGUGCUGUGAUGGGCCGCCCGGACUGCCGGCCGCUGCAAUAGGGCCGCGCCGCCCGCCGGGACGGCCGCUCACGUGUCAAAUGGGCGCAGUGCCGGCGCCCGCGCCGUUGUUACAUGACUGAAGACUCUAUGGUGCGCCGGACGGUGGCGUGGUGGCGCCGCGUGCGACCGCCGGCCGCGCCCAGCGCCAAGCGGGUGGGGCCGCCAGCGGCCGGACCGACACGAGGCAGCCCAGUGGGCAGCUCUUUUAGCGAUCAUUAUUUAUAGGUUGUCUGGCGUUGUUUGCGGCGUAGCUUUAAUUGACACCAUCUCUGUCACGUGGAUUAUGUCGCCCUGUCACAAACCGAGGUCACGUGGAUUAUGUCGCCCUGUCACAAACCGAGGUCACGUGGAUUAUGUCGCCCUGUCAGAGUGUGCACGACAACCAUGCCGAGCUUUCCAGGCGGCCAGGGCAGCCGCCCCGCCCUGUGGGUCUCACGCUGUUCUUGUUUCGCAUUUCCUUCGCAUGGUUUAUUAGAUUCAUUGUUAAUUAAUAUUAAUUGUUCCUAUUUGUUUUUGGCAGCUUUUCGAAUAAAGUAGUUGGUCUAUGCC